Trypanosoma grayi is the source of this 942-nucleotide messenger RNA. RefSeq lists its product as hypothetical. Lineage: Eukaryota; Euglenozoa; Kinetoplastea; Trypanosomatida; Trypanosomatidae. The record is from RefSeq and is a predicted model, not a curated record. The coding region runs from base 1 to 942 and encodes 313 amino acids. The transcript has a single exon.
AUGAGUGACCAUGUGGGUGCGGCGCUGCAGAGGUGUAUGAGUGGUGCCACCACCCCCGCCUUUGUGCUGACGCAUGCGUGUUGGGAGCGCUGUCUCCGCCGCGUGCUACGUUCGCAGCACACUGACGCCGCCGCUAGGCUGUGGGCAACGUACAUUUUCACGCGCUACAGUGAACCGCAGCGGCGCUACCACACGCUCGCACACCUCGAGGAGAUGCUGCAGCAACUCGCACGGUACCAGGCAGGGGCGCCGGCAGCGCACCGCCUGCCACUGGAGGGCGACACAACGCGGUGCCUCGUCGUGGAGUUGGCGCUGCUGUUCCACGACGCGGUCUACGACCCACGACGUGGCGAUAACGAGGAACGCAGUGCUGAGUGGUUCCAGACCUUUUGGGCUGAGUGCCGCCAGCUGUCGACGUCGCACGCAGCAACAAUAACAACAACAACAACAACAACAACAGCGGUGACCCUGGGCGAGGCAGAGGGCCCGCCGGUGCCGCUGCUGUGGGACGACACACAGGGCGACACUGCAUCGACUGUGGAGGCGAGGGUUGUUGAGUUCAUUCUCAGGACGAAGCACCACAUGUCGGUGGAGCCGUGCCACGGGCAACAUGAGGGAGGAGACAGCAACAUCGGCAGUGGAAGUGGCGUGGAUGAAUCCGCAACGGUGCCGAUGCCCCCAAGUGAUCUCCAUCUAUUUCUUGAUCUAGACCUCGCCAUUUUAGGGAGUGAGGCGGCGCGCUACCAGCAGUACGCAGCCGAUGUUCGGUGGGAGUACAGUUGGCACAGUGAGGCCGACUUUCGCCUGGGUCGUGCGGCGUUUCUGCGUGGCUUCUUGCAACACCCGCGGUGGUACAAGACGAAGUUCUUCUACGAUGCGUUAGAGGUGAGAGCGCGGGCGAACGUGCAGGCGGAGGUGGCGGCGCUGGAAGCACGGCUUUAG